This is a messenger RNA of Eurypyga helias (sunbittern), 629 nucleotides long. It is a transcript of the gene RPL10A, whose product is annotated as ribosomal protein L10a. The record is from RefSeq and is a predicted model, not a curated record. Lineage: Eukaryota; Metazoa; Chordata; Aves; Eurypygiformes; Eurypygidae. Bases 198 to 599 code for a protein of 133 amino acids. The transcript has 4 exons.
GGGUCUUAAAACAUGAGGGGAGGUGCGGGAGGCCCCCGGGCUCUCCCCACCGGCCUGCUGGAGACGGCAGGUUGGAAUCCGUGGAGGAAGACUCCCAGGCGCUGCGGCUGAAAUCAACCCCACGGCCCAAGUUCUCUGUCUGCCUCCUGGGAGACCAGCAGCACUGCGAUGAGGCCAAAGCGGUUGACAUCCCUCACAUGGACAUAGAGGCUCUGAAGAAGCUCAACAAAAACAAGAAGCUGGUGAAGAAGCUGGCUAAGAAGUAUGACGCCUUCCUGGCUUCUGAGUCCUUGAUCAAGCAGAUCCCUCGCAUCCUGGGUCCGGGUCUGAACAAAGCCGGCAAAUUCCCUUCCCUCCUCACGCACAACGAGAACCUGGUGGCCAAAGUUGACGAGGUCAAAUCCACCAUCAAAUUUCAGAUGAAGAAGGUGCUCUGUCUGGCAGUGGCCGUCGGUCACGUGAAGAUGACGGAGGACGAGCUCGUCUACAACAUCCACUUGGCCAUCAACUUCCUGGUGUCGCUGCUGAAGAAGAACUGGCAGAACGUGCGUGCCCUCUACAUCAAGAGCACCAUGGGGAAGCCCCAGCGCCUCUACUAACCCGGUGCGAAUAAACUUCUCCGGACGGCU